Messenger RNA from Melitaea cinxia (Glanville fritillary), 4650 nucleotides. RefSeq lists its product as uncharacterized. Gene Ontology annotation, biological process: DNA integration. The coding region runs from base 1 to 4650 and encodes 1549 amino acids. Gene Ontology annotation, molecular function: nucleic acid binding. Lineage: Eukaryota; Metazoa; Arthropoda; Insecta; Lepidoptera; Nymphalidae. The record is from RefSeq and is a predicted model, not a curated record. The transcript is spliced from 4 exons.
AUGCCGGAAACUGAAAUGAGUGGUUUGAAAGAACUUUUAAAGAAACGCAGUACGAUUAAAGGUCGUUUAACUAAAUUUAGAGAAUAUAUAACGGUUUUAAAUCAAAUUAAACCUGCAGAUUUAACUGGUGCUCAAGUAAAAGAAAUUUCAUUGAGAUUAACUAAAUUCCAAGAGUUGUUUACUAGUUUUGAUGAAUUGCAAGAUCAAAUUGAACUUUUAAGUACCGACCAGGAUGAACAAAUUAGAGAAAGAGACUUCAUAGAAUCUCAAUUUUAUUCUUUGAUAUCGACUGCGCAGGAAAUAAUCGAUUCGAUUUCUCAAAGCAGGGAUCGAGCCGAGGGUUCUGUAAAUUCCAAGCCAUCAGGCACUUGUUCUCAUGCUCUUAAUACAAUCAAAUUGCCUACGAUUAAACUCCCGAAUUUUGACGGGAACUACUUAAAAUGGCUGGAAUUUAGAGAUACGUUCGACUCGUUAAUCAAUUCUAAUGAUACUAUACCUACGAUAAACAAAUUCCAUUACUUGAGGUCUGCUUUAGAAGGCAGUGCUACUGUUGUUAUAAAAUCCAUAGAAUUUACCUCUGCGAAUUACAGGGUUGCGUGGGAUUUAUUAUGCGAAAGAUAUAAUAAUAAAAAUAUUUUAAUAAACAAUCAUCUAAAGGCAUUGUUCAAUAUCGAACCUAUAACGCGAGAGUCUUACAAGGCUUUGCGUUAUCUUAUUGAUCAAGUAUCUAAAAAUUUAAGAGCACUCGGAACGUUAGGCUUACCUACUGAGCAAUGGGACGUUUUGGUUAUAUUUAUGAUGUCAUCUAAAUUAGAUAUUAAUACAAAUAGAAAAUGGGAGGAAUACAAAGGUAACCUCUCCGAUUUACCUACGUUACUUGAAUUUAAGACUUUUCUUCGUAAUCGCGCGGAUGUGUUAGAAACCACUCAAGGUACCCGCUCGGAUAAACACACCCAUGACUACAAGUCUAAUUAUAAGUCACAACAAUCUUCUAAAUCAUUAGUCGCUGCUAAUACGGAAGUGUCAAAACGGAUUGUAUGUAGUAUAUGUAAGAAGGACCACCGUGUGUAUUUGUGUCCCGUCUUUUUAGAAAUGAGCUUGGAGGACAGACAGAGUGAGGUAAAUAAAUUAAAAUUAUGUUCAAACUGUCUCCGCGAAGGGCACAAUGCGCACAGGUGCCGUUUAAAGGGUUGUUGUAGGUCAUGCAAGGGGAAACAUAACAGUUUACUCCAUAAAGAAAUUGCAGAGGUUUUGAAGGCUGCACCCGUCUCUUUGGCAAUAGCUGGCGCAAAAGAAGUGCUACUGUGUACCGCUCUUGUAGAUAUAGUUAAUCCACAGAACAAUAGCUGUCAAAGGGCUCGAAUAUUAUUAGAUACUGGGAGUCAAUCCUGCUUCAUGACUACUAAUUUCAAAAAUAAAAUGGGUUUAUCUGUAAAUCGAGUGAAACCUGUAAACGUAUCGGGUAUAAAUAAUAUCGGUUUUGAUAUAUCUGAGCGUUGCUAUGUCCAAUUGAAUUCUAGAGUAUCUUCCUUUACGGCUAAGUUAACAUGCCUCAUUGUACCUAGGAUUACCGGUAGCGUGCCUAAUAACAAAAUUGAAUUGCAGAACUUGAAGUUACCAUUAAACAUUGAGCUGGCCGACCCUGCAUUUUAUCAACCAGCUGAUAUUGACAUACUUAUAGGCGCAGAUGUUUUUUGGGAUAUUAUAGGUACACAACAGAUCAAGUUAGGUCAAGACAAGCCUACGUUGCUAGAUUCUAAACUGGGGUGGCUUGUGUCUGGCCCAGUAGGUAAAAGUACUUGUAACGAUAAUUUUAUGUGUAAUUUUAAUCAAUUAGAUAUUUAUGAAAGUAUGAAAAGAUUCUGGGAAGUAGAAGAGUUACCUACGACCAAAAAUAAUUUAUUCUCUGUAGAAGAGCAAUUAUGUGAAACUCAUUUUGUAAAUAACACUUCAAGGUUAAGUAAUGGUAGAUUUUCAGUUAAAAUGCCGUUUAAAGAAUCACCUGAAGAUUCUUUGGAAUAUCAGGAAUUGGGACAUUUAUCAGAGGUUGAUCGACCUUCAUUUGCUUUUUAUUUACCUCACCAUGCGGUAGUACGUGAGGAGAAGGAAACUACAAAAGUGAGAGUCGUGUUCGAUGCGUCUGCUAAAUCAUCUUCUGGAAAGUCACUAAAUGAUAUCCAAUUGAUAGAAAUAGAUAACUCUCAACGUCAUUUACAGCUUAUCUUGUGGCGCGAAGAUGAGGAACAGCCUCUCAAAAUAUUAAAAUUAAACACUGUCACUUACGGUAUGGCUUCUGCUCCUCAUUUGGCCACUAGAUGUCUCUUGCAAUUGUCUCAGGAAUGCAAUGAUGAAACUGUUGCUAAUGUAAUUAAACGCGAUUUUUACAUGGACGAUCUGAGUACAGGUUCAAAUAGUGUCGAUGAGCUCAGAAAAAUAUACAACGGUGUCACUCAAACUUUAGAGUCUGCAUGUUUUCCUUUGCGCAAAUUUCGCACAAACUGCUCUGAAUUGUUUGAAAAUCAAACUGAUGUGUGCGAGGUUCGUGACUGGAACAAACAAUCUAGCGUCCUAGGUCUUAACUGGUCACCCAAAUCGGACACGCUUUUCUUUUCUACAGAUAUACCGGUUGACAAUGUUAUCACGAAAAGGACAGUUACUUCCAUGACCUGCAAGAUUUUUGAUCCGUUGGGUUUAUUAUCAGCAAGCAUUAUAAAGUCAAAAAUCUUUCUUCAACAAUUGUGGAGUAAUAAAAUCGAUUGGGAUCAGCCUCUUCCUAGUGACGAAGCUGGUAAAUGGACUUCUUUUAUUCAAAAUUUGGCUCAAUUGUCAUCAAUAGUAAUACCUAGGCAUGUGUUAAAAUAUACUGAUUGUGACAUUGAUCUGCAUUGCUUUGUGGACGCAUCUCAGCACGCAUAUGGGGCCACUGUGGUAAUCGAAAUAAACGAUCUUACUAAGGAAUUCGCAUGGAUGCACGUACCAACAGAUCAGAAUCCUGCUGAUUUAGUGUCCAGAGGGAUUGACCAGCAGCAGCUUCAGGAUUCUACUUUGUGGUGGCGAGGUCCUUCCUUCUUAGCGAAGGAAGAAUCUGAGUGGCCUAUUCAAGGGUCCUUUGCAACUAAUAACUUACCAGAGUUAAAAGUAUUUACAUGUACGAAAGUGGACACUAAAAUUAAUAACUGUUCAGUUGUAAAAUUCGAAAAAUAUUCUCGAUAUGAUAAAUUAAAGAGGAUCGUAGCUUAUGUCUUGAGAUUUAUAAAUAAAUGUCGUAAAAAUGCUGUAAGUAAUGAUGUAAUUGAACCUGAGGAACUGGAGAACUCGUUAAUGUUGUUAGUUAAGCAAGCUCAGUUAGAAUCGUUUGCUAAUGAACUUUAUACUAUUGCUAAAGAUAGAAGUUUGCCUCUUAAGUCUAAAUUACUGCCUUUAGAUCCAUUUAUAGAUACGUUAGGAAUUCUCCGAGUAGGUGGUAGGUUGCAAAAUUCAAAAUUUGAUUUCAAUAAAAAGCAUCCUAUUUUAUUAGACGGCAAACAUCAUUUUUCUAAAAUACUCAUGAGGCAUGAACACUUUCGUUUACUUCAUGCUGGUCCACAGUUAUUACUAGCUGCGGUACGCGAAGAGUUUUGGCUUAUCGGGGGCAGAAACUUAGCUCGCAGCGUAACGAGAAAGUGCAUUGUUUGUGCGCGUAUGCGUGGUCAAGUGAUAAAACCUAUAAUGGGUACUUUACCGUCUGUAAGAGUAUCCUCAAGCUUUGCUUUUGAUACUUGCGGAAUUGAUUUCGCUGGGCCUUUUUUAAUUGCUAGCAAAAAGGGUCGUGGCAGUAAUAUAACCAAAUGUUUCCUUGCACUGUUUGUUUGUCUUCAAACAAAGGCUCUGCACUUAGAGACGGUGAGCUCAAUGUCUAGCGAUGCUUUUCUUCUUUGCCUACGCAGGUUUGUGUCUCGACGGGGCAGACCUCAAGUAAUUUACUGCGAUAAUGGUACUAAUUUUGUGGGUGCAAAGAAUGAAUUAGGUAGGGUUCUUAAAGCCAGCUGUCAGUCCGUGUCCGAUUACGCAAGCGCUGAAAAGAUUAAGUUUGUAUUCAGUCCCGCAUACGCGCCUCAUUUCGGAGGAAUCUGGGAGGCUGGUAUUAAGUCAGCAAAGAGCCAUUUAAAACGUGUAGCAAGCAAUGCUUCUCUGACGUUUAGGGAACUAGCGGCGCUUUUUACCCAAAUAGAAGCAAUCCUUAAUUCCCGCCCGCUAUCUCCUCUUUCGUCAGACCCCACUGAUCUAUAUCCAUUGACUCCAGGACACUUUUUGAUUGGGCGACCUCUGAUGUCGGUACCGUCACUGCCUGUCACCACUAAAAGGCCUAACAGAUAUGAGUUUAUUGAGCAGCUGAGACAACACUUUUGGGAGCGUUGGCGCAGGGAGUUCAUCGCUGAGCUCCAGCAACGAACGAAAUGGCGAACUCGGCAGCGUGACCUUCAAAUCGGCGACAUGGUUGUCCUGAAAGAAGACCAAUUACCUCCACUACGAUGGUGCCUUGGGCGCAUUACUCGAUUGUACCCUGGUCCAGAUGGCAUAAACAGAGUAGCCGAUAUCUUCACAGCAAAAGGAACCACGAGGAGAGCAUUCAAUAAAAUAUGCCUUCUUCCAACAUCUCCGGAUGCCUAA